This is a messenger RNA of Cucurbita pepo subsp. pepo (vegetable marrow), 2808 nucleotides long. RefSeq lists its product as uncharacterized. Gene Ontology annotation, molecular function: protein binding. NCBI's taxonomy places the organism in Eukaryota, Viridiplantae, Streptophyta, Magnoliopsida, Cucurbitales, Cucurbitaceae. The record is from RefSeq and is a predicted model, not a curated record.
UUCUAGAUCUCUGUUUCAAUCUUCUGUUUUCAUCUCUUUCUCACAUUGCUUCUUUGCGAUCGUGUUUGGAUGCUUAUGAAUUCGGUGUUUCUUUCUUGAUUUUGGGGUUUGGUUGUGCUUUUUUUUUUUUUUUGGGGGGGGUUUUUGUGGAUUUGGAGUGAAGAAUGGAGAUCUCUUGCUGCGGCUUGGUUUUUGGUUUCUUUGUUAGGUUCCAUUGAUAGGGGUUUUGGACAAAUUUCUGUUUCUCUGCGCUGGAGAUCGUGAACGUGGAUUGUUGGAUCUGUUGUGGUUAUGUUUUGGAGGGAAAUGGUUUCGUUUGUUAGUUUGAUUCAAUUUUUUUCCUGAAUUCUUCUUGUUGUUUCUCUUCAAAUGAGGUAUGAUUUUGGAAUGUGACCGGUUGGUUAAUGUCUUCAGUUUCUCCGCUUCUAUGUUUGUAUACGAGUUUCCUCAAUUGUUUGAUCCUUGUUGAUCUAGGUCUUCUUCCUCUUUUGUUUCUGAUUUCUUCAUUCUUGGAUUUGGAGUUCGUUUUUGGUGGAAAAUCCAUAAGCGCACCCUACGAAAAUAUGUUCUAAUUUGAAGAUAUAUUGGCUGGCGAAACACACUUUCAACAUUUUUAAAUCGCAGUUGGCAAUUCUUGUCACUUUCCCUAUUUUGUAAAAGCUAUCAAAACUGUUGUGGAGUUUGGAUGUCGAGGAAAUAUUUGAAUUUCUUAGAUGCAGGGAAAAGAUGUUAAGUCAAUGACAUGCAUUAUUCUUACUUAAUCUUGGAAGAUGCCGGUGUCAAAAUCCAAGUCCGCCUCCAAGGAUAAGCCUUCUGCUAGGGCUGCUGCCAAGAAACAGCUGAAGGCUUCAAAAAACUCUGCUUCUAAAAAUUCAAACAGGAGUUCAGCAGCAACUACUGCUCACAAUCCAGUUGAUGAAUUGGUUCAUACAGUCGAGAUAUCAUCAACACUAACCGCAGCUUCGCUGCAUUCGGACAAUGGUCACUUCCAGAAUAUGGAAGAUACAGAUGACCACUCGAGCAGCCCACGUGGUACAGCAUCUGAUUUUGAUCUGUCUUCCAACAAUGGUAGCUGCUCUGGUGAGUCGGAGGACCCAAAAGAGAAGACAGUUGAUUCUUCAAACCAUCAGGAGAGGGCAUCUGGAUGUGACCAUGAAAAGCGGGAGAAGAUUCGUCUAAAAAAUGAGAAGAAACACCAGAGACAGAAAGAGAAACGUGCUCAGGAGUUACAUGAACGAUGCAAGGGUUAUCUAAUGUCCAGAAAGCUCGAAGCUCUCUCUCAGCAACUAGUUACUAUGGGGUUCUCUCCUGAAAGAGCUACCAUGGCACUGAUGUUAAACGAGGGUAAGCUAGAGGAAUCAGUCUCCUGGCUCUUUGAAGGAAACGAGGAAGAAGCCCGUAACAAGGAUACUGCAAAUUCUACAAGUGUGGGUAACUUGAAGAUUGAUAUUAGCAGUGAACUAGCUCAUAUUUCAGCUCUUGAAGCGCGAUACAAAUUCUCAAAGCAAGAGGUUGAAAGAGCUGUGGUUGCUUGUGGAGGUGAUCUGGGUAAGGCAGAAGGUAUGUUAAGAGACCAAAAGCAGAAAGAAUCUGUCAGUCAGUCGAGUCACGAUGUAGUUGGUGAAACAAAAUGUAUGACAAGAGCUCAAGAAAUGCCUGGCUCUGCAUCUGUCUUUGCAGUGCAAUCGAACAAAAAUGAUCGAGAGUCUAGCUGUAAUAGUGCUGUAAUUACAGUACCAGCAUGGUUAGAAGCAGGCAAUAGAAGUAUACAGCAGUCCUCGAAGACGACUAAUCCACCGAGGCUGCUAAGGGGAGGGGAGAAGAGAUGGCCUGCUGUAGGAUCAGGCCUUUCUUCAUCAACUUCGACACCUCCAUUGCCUGUAGUUCAUCAUUCACAUGUAAAGGCAGAGGCUCAAAUCGGUGUUUCUAAAAGCGAGGCGAUCAAUCUUCGGCGAGAGAUACAAGAGCAGCCAGUAGAGCCAGUUUUUAUGCAGCAGCCUCAACCCGUAAAUGGGUUGCAGAACGCUGUCUCCAGUUCCAUGCUUCCUGGAACGACUCCAUGGUAUUCGAACAAUGCUCCGACCAUCAAAAAUGUCAUUUCAAGUGACACAUUGCUGCACAACAAUAGCACGAUGAGCCUUGGGUCCGAACAUAGAAAGCUGGAGCAGAUCUACCAUCAGGCUAUCCAUAAUCAACCACAAUUCAUGUCUGGGUUAGAUAUUACAUGGGCGAAAGAGAACGCGCCUUUGUCGCACUCGUCUCCUUCCGAUGCGCAAAGUUUGUGGAGAGCUGGUGGUGGAACUCUAUCCUCAUUUGCAGUCCCCUCUAAUUAUGGAUUAAGUUCCAACCUCAGCCAAGGCUCACCAGUACAAACAUCUGGGUUAUUGUCACAAAUGGACUGGAAUAUCGGGGGGUUGAUGCCGUAUUGCGAUUACAACAGAAUAGACUGGACUCUGCAUAGCCCGAGUUCCCGAUUGAGCGAGUCGGCUCCGUUGAGGAAUAGUUCUGGAAGGAGGGUGCAGGGUGGGGGAGGUGUAAAAGAUAUGUCACCUUCAGGUGGAUUGCGCGAUUGGACCUCACCUUUUGCAGGAAAUGACCUGUUCAGUGCCCCCAGGCAGCUUGUUACAUCACCAUUUCCUUAGUUUAAGUGUAAAAACGUGUGCCUGAUCAUCGUUACUAUGCCCUUCUCUGUUGUUUGUUUGUAGCUUGCCAAAUCAAAGAUGCACCUCAACUAGUGUGACUAAUAAUCUUAUUGUCUUUCUCCUGCGCCUUCAAUGUUAUCUUUAUCAGCUGCCUGCCUAGUUUUAA